GCCGCACGGUCAAUUGGCUCCUUGAUGACAAUUGUGAGUGGAGGCGGGACCGCCUGGCCGAGCUCUUUGGCGAAUCUUUAGUCCAACGCAUCUUGCUGAUUUCUACCAAUGUGGACAAUGGAACCGACCGUCCCAAUCUUGUUCAUUCCCCGUUGGCAAUGACGAUUACUGCAAUGGCUUACAAGGUGCAAUUUGCUGAUUUGGAGUAUCAAUUUAACUGGAUGCGGAAAUUAAAACUCCACCCAAGAGAACACUUCUUCUGGUGGCGGCUCUUGCUGAAUGCCCUCCCGACCAAAUGUUGGCUCCUCCGCCGUGGCCUAACGGAUUCUUCGGACUGCCCUUGGGGAUGCCGUAAUGAGGAGUCCUCGGAGCACAUUCUUAUCCAUUGUGACCUGCUCAAACUCACUUUGACCGUCCUUAAUAGAUGGGGAUUUACUAUGCCUGAAUUCCACUCCCUCGAUGAGCUCAUUGGUGGCCUGUACCAUGCGGCCUCACAUAAUCCCAGCUUUGCUCGACUCUAUUGUUACAUAAUUUACCAAAUUUGGCGUGCCCGGAACGACAAGAUCCAUGGCCGACCGCACUGCACGCCGUCUGUGAUUGCAGCCAAUGCACUUGCUAUGCUGCCGAAGCCUUACUUGAUGCCUGUCCUUGAGCAAUGGUGUACCUCUCGGCCCCUCGGGCUGUCUCCCAACAAACUUUGGUGCACCCCCCCUCCGGGUUGGGUGAAAUUUAAUGUCGACGCUUCGCUGCAGCAAUCUUCUAUUACCGGUCUUGGCGUGGUUGUCCGGGACCACUUGGGGCGCCUUGUGGUGGCCGCGGGAACUAGAGUUGAGCAAUGGGACACUACUACGGCGGAAAUCAUGGCAGCUCUUUCUAUCAAGGAUCUUAUUGAGCAAUGGAUGACCGAACUUGAGGGAAUCAUCAUCGAGGGGGACUGCCGUAAUGCUUUGCGGUGGCUCCAAGCCUCCUUUGAUCGGCGGAACAAGAUGCACCUCCAACCCGAGGGCCCCGACCUUACCUUCCUGCUGGACUUCAAGCAAGUGCUCUUUCAAUAUGUCCCUCGGCUUAGUAAUGCUCCAGCCGACUACUGUGCUCGCAUGGCCUGCUUUG
Messenger RNA from Dendrobium catenatum, 1110 nucleotides. RefSeq lists its product as uncharacterized. The record is from RefSeq and is a predicted model, not a curated record. The annotation marks the transcript as partial. The transcript has a single exon. NCBI's taxonomy places the organism in Eukaryota, Viridiplantae, Streptophyta, Magnoliopsida, Asparagales, Orchidaceae. Gene Ontology annotation, molecular function: nucleic acid binding; RNA-DNA hybrid ribonuclease activity.